UCCAAAUCUCGCUACUUUGAAUCUGAACUGGUUUCGGCUCCUGAAAUUUUGAUGGUUUACUGGUUUUGGGAAGGCGCUGGCCGGUAUGCCGCUGCCUGCGUAGCAGCUUCCUUAAUCAAAUCGAAACCUAGAAAAUGUAAAUGCGAUCUAAUGUGCAAGUUUAGCCUAUUUCAUUAUUAUAAUUUGAACAUAGCAACUUGGCAACCACCUUUUCACGGCAUCUAGCCGAUCCAGGCGCGUGCGUCUGCAGCUUUUCUUUUGUUAUUCCUUCGAAAUAAGAAAGACCCAGAAACAAUUGUAUACUUGGCAUGUGCUACUCUGGUUUGUCGUGCCGGCCGGCCACCCACCUCCUCAGGCGUCACGUGAUCUGGAUAAAACCUUACAGAUUUCACACAUCUGUUAAUGUUGAUUGGUCCUUGCGUGGUCUGAACAAUAACAAAUUCUAAUGGCAAUUAUGAGAUGAUGGUCUCGUCUCGUGUGCUCAUGCGCGUUGGCUCCUGCCACAGUGCACCCGAACGUGCGAGAAAUGAUUUCCAAUGGUAAGUGCCCAUGGUUUUUGCUGUCAGGAAAUUUGAAAGUUUCUGGUGGUGAAACAGAAACUGGCGAUACAGAAUAUUGGAGAUGUUUCUUUUCAGAGAAUUGGUGAAAGUUUUCCCCUAGCUAUCGAGGUUCUCUCUCCCAUGAGGAUUGAAAUAGAUUCCAAUGCAAACCAAUGUAGAUGUGCGUGCUCUGAUUCAUAACAUAGUUUGUUCUAAUUCAUAACCUAGUUUGAUGGCUUUCGUGGGAUACCCCAGGUAAACAGCCUCUUUCGUGUAGAGGACGUGAUGGUCAAAUUUUAGGACAUAAAUUUUAGGACAUUGGUACUCCCUCUCUCAUAAUAUGAGGCAUGCACGUAUUUCUAGAUUAUCAAUUUGAUUAAUUAAAUAUAUAUUUUAUUAACAAAAAAAUACAUUAUUAGAUUCGUUAUCGAAAAAACUUUCUAACGAUAUAAUUAAUGAUCUAGGAAAUCCUUUUUGUCUUGUAAGAAGUGCAAACCGAGAUAGGGACUUCAUCAUGGUAAUUUAAGUUUCUAGUAGUGUUCCUAAAAGAAAAGGUUACUACUGCUGUAGCAACAGUGGGUGGAUGCCGGAUGCUUGCAUGUGUGAUUGUGUGAAUCAAGCCACCAACCAAAAAGGUAAAGGUUAUGAUUAAGAAUUAUUGGAGGCUCAAAAGAACCUCUGGCUGCACUUUGUGUACAUACUGCUACUUGCAUGCAUAGAGCCUCAAAAGCUGUUCCUGGAGAUGUUCAUGGAGUUGUUUCCUCCCAAGGCGGGUGCCCAGUGGCCCUGGUUACUACUGCCUGCGUAGCAGCUUGCUUAAUCUAAUUCAAUGCUGGAAAUUCUAACGUGAUAUAAUCUGCAAGUUUAGCCUAAUACCUCAUUAGUCUGAGCCUGGCAACUUCACAGUCACUUCUCAUGGCAUCCCGGUGUGCAUGUCAUGUGAUCGUUGUGUCCAACAGAGAUAAACACUUCAUCAUGGCAAUUUAAGUUUCUAGUAGUGGAAGAAGUGCAAACCUACUGUAGUAACAGCGGGUGGAUGUCGGAUGCUUGCAUGUGUCAUGUGUGAAUCAAGCCACCAACCAAAAAGGUAAAAAUUAUGAUUAAGAGUGGUUGGACGCUCAAAAGAACCACUGGCUGCACCUUGUAUACAUACUGCUACUUGCAUGCGUAGAGCCUCAAAAGCUGUUCAUGGAGUUGUUUCCUCCCAAGGCAGGUGCCCAGUGGCCCUGUAUACUACUGCCAGCAUAGCAGCUUGCUUAAUCUAAUCCAAAGCUGGAAAUGCAAACGUGAUCUAAUCUGCAAGUUUAGCUUAAUACAUCAUUAGUCUGAGCCUAGCAAGUUCACAGUCACUUCUCAUGGCAUCCCGGCGUGCAUGUCUGCAGCUUUUGCUUCUCCAGUUUGUCGUGCCACCCACUAAGUGCACUUCCUCGAUCACAGGCGUCAGAUGAUCUGGAUUCAAAGCAUCAGUUGACUGGAUAAAACCUUAAAGAUUCCACGCGCUUAGUUUGGUUGGUCCUCGUGUUGUCUCAACAAUGAUGAAUGGAUUGAAUGCUAAUGAAAAUAUGACAUGAUGUUCUCAUGUGUGUUGACCCUGUCGCAGCGCCCGAUUGUGGCACCGCAGGAUGGCACGUUUAUGAAAUGAUUUCUGAUAGGAAAGGCUUAAAUUCUGAUAGUUUUUACAAUCAAGAAAUUUUUAGUUUUCGGAGUCAACACUGAAACUAGGUAUACAUAAUAUUGGAGAGUUUUUUCUUUUGAGAGAAUUGGGAGGAGUUUUACCUGACGAGGUUCUCUGUCCCAUGAGAAAUAGACUCCAGCGCAAACCAGUGUAGAUGCUCCUGCUGUAAUUCAUAACGUAGUUUGCUCUAAAUCAUAACCUAGUUCAGUGGCUUAACGUGAGAAACUCUAGGUAAACAGUCUCCUGCGUAGAGGCUGUAAUGUUCAAAUGUUAGGACAUUAGUAGCUCUAGGAAUCAUCGAGCAAUCUGUUAAUUGUUGCUAAGUAUGUACAGAGGGGAAUCCAUUUUGUCAUGUCAGUGUGGUGUACAACUGGGAUAAAAGAUUCCAUCACGGUAUAUAAAGUUUUCAAUACUUUAAGUGCAAACUUACAGUAGUGAUAGACUAAUAGUGGUUGGGUGCUGAAUCUAUGUAUGUGUGAAACUGAGAAUCAAGCACCAGCCAUUAAAGUGAAGAUUACUUUUGAUUGAAUACUGCCACAUGCAUGGAUAGAGCCUCAUAGGGUAUUCAUGGUGUUGUGUUUGAUUCCUUGUACUAUUCCAACUUGGAAAUCUGGUAUUUAAGUACCAGCCGGAGGACGCUAUCUCGUCAUCUCUCUCUGCGGCUCGUUCCUCCUUCGACUCUGGUACAGCCAGUGCUGCUGCUGCUGCAGGCUUAUCUAAUUGAUGGUUUGGCAUGGGAUGAUCUUUCUGCAUUUUCAGUAGCCAAAACUAAUAAUGGGUGGAUUGGCUGAGCUAUGGGAUGUAUGGGGUGCUGAGUUUCUUCUGCUUUCAAGCUUACUGCUGCAAGUGUUCCUGCUCAUCUUCACCGAGUUGCGUCGGUGUGUGUCCGGAGCUCUGCUAUCUGCAGCACUGAAUGGCAUCCUCUGGCUGUUGUACCUACUGGCCGACUCGGUUGCGAUAUACAUCCUUGGCCACAUGUCCCUGAGCAGCAAGCCACAUGAGCAGCAGCAGAUCAUGGCGUUCUGGGCAUCGUUGCUGAUGGUGCACCUCGGCGGACAGGACACCAUCACUGCCUAUGCCAUGGAGGACAACAACCUCUGGCUGCGCCACCUGUUCAUUUUGUUGGUGCAGGCUGCUGGGGCUGCCUAUGUCCUUCGCAAGUAUGGCAGCGGGGUCUUGCUUGCUGCAGCCAUUUUGAUGUUCCUGGUGGGUGUUGCCAAGUAUUGUGAGAGGAUAUAUGCUCUCAAGUUUGCCGGCCUUGACACCAUUGGCAAGUUCCUCAAUGGUUUUGAGGUGAUGUCACGCGACAUCUCCUACCCAGUCCCAGCUAGUUUGGAUGCCGAAGAGGUCCUCCAGGGAGCUCAUGACCUGCUCCCUCUCAGCAUGAGCCAGUUUCUUCAUUUUCAAAUUAAUCUAUCGGAUUUCCAAAUCACAGCAAUAUUUGCGUAUCAUGAUCGUACUAAUCCUGAUGGCAGCAUCGGGCGGAGCAUGUUGUUGCAGUUGCUUGGAAUGCAGCUCUCCCUGGUGCGUGACAUCCUCUACACAAAGACAGUGGUGAUCCACACACGGUAUGGAUGUGUGUCUCGCUUCGUCUCGGUCGUCUCCACCAUCGUCGCAUUUUACCUGUUCCAGCUCUCCAUCAUGACCGCCGGCCGUUACAGCAGGAGGGACACUGUUGUCACCUACAUUUUGUUGGCUGGGGCUUUUUUCCUGGAAGCAGCAUCCCUGUUGAGGGUUGCCAUGUCAACUUGGACAUGUGCCUGGUUACGAGCUGCUGGAUGGAACUGUCUCCAUGCAGCAGUGGUGUAUCUCCGCAGGUGUGUCAUGGUGGCACACAAUUGCAGGAGGUGGUCAGGCUCCAUCGGGCAGCAAGACCUGUUGCCAUUUAAGAGGGAUGGCAAGACAGGAGUAUGCUACGCGAUAGCGUCUUGCUUCGGGCUGGAGAAACGGUGGAACAGGCUGCGUUUCACCGACUAUGUUGUCAUAUCACACGUCAUGGAGGACCUGUUGCUGCAAGAGGUACAACGUAUGGUAGAAGCCUGUGGAGAAAAUGUGCACACCCUGUGGGGUUACCGUGGCCAGCUCGCGCGUGGCACAUGGGGCGCCGAAGUCUAUGAUCUCCUGGGAGUUGAUGAGAUUGGUUUUGAUGGCAGCAUCCUCGCCUGGCACUAUGCAACUGAUGCCUUCCUCCACUUCUUUGAUCUAUGUAUGCUGGAGAGGGACUGCAUACAAUCUGAAUCUGAAGAUCUGGCCAGGGUGCCACAUAUGAAAAGUUCAGUGCUUGGCAUGCUCCCUGAAGAGAGGGAACUGCAAAAGCCUGUCGCAGAGCUGAUCCGCACACUGUCAAGAUACAUGGUGUUCCUCCUCGCGGAGCGGCCACACUUGCUGCCCAGCCCUGUUCGCCGCGGCCAUUACGACUUCUUCAUCGCACAGUUCAAGGAAUUCCCAGACAUCGAGCCAGGAGACAGCGUUCCUUAUGAUAUCCGCCCAGAAGUAGAACUUGCAAAAAAGCUGCUAGCCAGGUGCGAGGAGAAGAAGGAACCGGUGGCGAAGGUGUUGGGUGUCAUCUCCGGGGUGUGGGUGGAGAUGCUGUGCUACGCGGCCGGCCAUUGCAGCAACGACUCCCAUGGCAGGCAGCUCAGCAGCGGAACCGAAUUCAUCACUGUCGUGUGGUUUCUGACGACUGCCUUAUACAAACGAUUCCACUACAACGACCGUCAGGAUUCUCGCAGAGUGCAGCGUAGGAAUUGGCUGCGAUAUCCCGUGAAAUACUAAUUUCAUGCAGCGCAGCGUCAGCUUAAUUUAUUUUCUGUGUUCCCUUUCCUCAAGUUCCCUAUCCUUUAUGUGUCCUUUUGUUCUUUCUAAUGCUACCAGUACGAUACUACGAUGAAUAAAGCAUAAGUGUGCCUGUGUGUUGUUAAUUA
Brachypodium distachyon (stiff brome) is the source of this 5138-nucleotide messenger RNA. RefSeq lists its product as uncharacterized. Bases 2989 to 4989 code for a protein of 666 amino acids. The record is from RefSeq and is a predicted model, not a curated record. The transcript has 2 exons. NCBI's taxonomy places the organism in Eukaryota, Viridiplantae, Streptophyta, Magnoliopsida, Poales, Poaceae.